AUGGUGAUAAAGAAUCAUGUAUGCUUUGAACAUGAAAUUUCAAUUGUUUCUCAAGAAGAUAUUGUUGGAUUACAACCAGAUCAUUGGUUAUUAAAAUCAAAAACAAAUUAUAUUGGUUUUAUUCAAGUCAAAUGUAAUGAAGAUUCAUUUUAUGAUCCAAAGGUCAUUGGACAAAUGUUUGAUUAUUUAAUGGGUCUUUCUUAUCAUUUUGGCAAAUUACAAGCAUUUGGACUUUUAUUAACAUACAACAAAGCAAUGCCUUUAUUCACACAUGAUUCACUAAAAUCGGCAACAUCUGUUUUACCUGAUCAAAUUGGCAAAACUGUAAAACUAAAUUUAAACCAUUUUUAA
Molecule: messenger RNA, 351 nt
Organism: Dictyostelium discoideum AX4
Lineage: Eukaryota; Evosea; Eumycetozoa; Dictyosteliales; Dictyosteliaceae
Exons: 2
Coding region: 1-351 (116 amino acids)
Source: RefSeq, a predicted model, not a curated record